AUGCAGGUACAGCUUGGCCAAGUAGAAAUCAAAUGCCCCAUCACAGAAUGUUUUGAAUUCCUGGAAGAAAGAACAAUUACCUAUAACUUAACACAUGAAGAUUCCAUCAAAUAUAAGUACUUCUUGGAACUUGGCCGUAUUGAUUCCAGCACCAAGCCAUGUCCUCAGUGCAAGCACUUUACAACCUUCAAGAAAAAAGGACAUAUUCCCACCCCUUCCAGAUCAGAAAGCAAAUACAAAAUCCAAUGCCCCACUUGCCAAUUCGUCUGGUGUUUUAAGUGCCACUCUCCUUGGCAUGAAGGUGUUAACUGCAAGGAGUACAAAAAAGGAGACAAGCUGUUGCGUCACUGGGCCAGCGAAAUUGAGCAUGGGCAGAGGAAUGCGCAGAAGUGUCCAAAGUGCAAGAUCCACAUCCAGAGAACUGAAGGAUGUGACCAUAUGACCUGCUCACAAUGUAACACUAAUUUUUGUUAUCGAUGUGGGGAAAGAUACCGCCAGCUCCGGUUCUUUGGAGACCACACUUCAAACCUCAGUAUAUUUGGAUGCAAAUAUCGCUACCUCCCAGAGAGACCUCAUCUAAGGAGAUUAGUGCGAGGGUCGGUCUGUGCUGGAAAAUUAUUCGUUGCACCUCUAAUCCUGGUCUUGGGAUUAGCACUAGGGGCCAUAGCAGUUGUAAUCGGUUUAUUUGUAUUUCCUAUCUAUUGCCUUUGUAAAAAACAGAGAAAACGAUCACGGACAGGAAUGCACUGGUAAAAUGCAGGAUGAUUUCCUGUAAUGAAGCCGGUCUGGGGCGGAGCCACACAGAAUGGCACACCGUCUGAGAGUCACGUCUUGACACACUGUGUCCAGCCUCCCUGCGGUUCUCUGCAGGCCGCAGUGCCUCCGGCUCCGGCGGGCCCCUACACGGUAUCCUGUCCUUUCCUUACACAGUUUGCUGCUGUUAAAAAACAAUGGUCACUUUCAUAGACUAUAAAUCUCUGUAUCAUAACUCUGACCUUCUUACUGGUUCUUGGAAGAAAGUAUUUUAAUUAAGAAGCGUAUCCUCAGAAUUUUCUGAGCAUGACUCUUCCGAGCACUGUUUGGACUGUCUUUGUACCUGACCCCCCUUCCCCGCCCUCUUCUGAGACUUGGUGUGAAUAGUGGAAGUCAUUCCACCUGUACCAAUAAGCAAGGCCACUUUUCAGAAGAUAAAGGCCUGCCGUACGUACCUGUUUUUAUCUGUGGCCCAAGCAAUGUAAUUCCUUCAUCCUUCAGAUGCUAUAAUUGUUAAAAAUCUCAAUGCCCAAAAGGGAACGAAUGAAAUGAAAUUAAUGAGAAGAAUCAUGGGUUGCUGAAGUGUAUAUGCGCAGGGCUGUGACUGUGUGUGUAUAAUAAGUAUGUAUUAAAACUAGGUCCAAUAACCUUGUACUUGUCAAGUUCCAUGCCUCUACACUAUUUUUCCACAUCUUCGUAGACAUAUUUAAAGAUAAUCGUUCCUUUGUGGGCAUAUUUUGGUAAUGUACUGAAUUAAAGUCAAUGUCAACAACAGGCUGCUUUGACGGUGACCCUUUCUAGUCCUUGCUCUCUCUCUUUACCUCACACACAUGCACACACACCAGAAACUUGUGCAAUGUCACCUCAAGGAUCAUCAAACUUUAACUUACAAGACUGAUAGGCUGCUUUUAGGAAAUUCUCAAGACCAGAACGUUCAGUCUCCUCAGAUUUCUUAUAUUUUGGCAUAGAUGCUUUACUAAAUGAACAAAUCCUUCAGAGGGGAUUAGUUAAUUUAAAUAACAAGUUUGCUGUAGAAAGAACUGCCUAAACCUUUAAACAAAUUGUUCUGCUAAUUUUUUAAUCAAUUUGUAAUUGCAGAGAAUUCUGUCUUAGGUCAAGUUGUGAUAGUAUUGAAAACCCCACCCUCUUAGCUCUUUUCUUAUUCUCUCUCUCUCUUUCUUAUUUGUCCCCAAGAUUUUCACUAAAAAAAAUUACUAGUUUUGAAGGGUUUUCUUAUGUUUACUGCUCAAAUACAUAAUAAUGUGCUGAUGUCUUCUUAUGAAUAGGGUGAUUUAAAAACACAACUUUCUGUGAUUAUGGGUUUAUCUAAAAUAGAAACAACUUUUGGACAAGGAAAUAAAACAAAACAAAAAAAAAAUGAAGAAAAUAUUUUCAGCAAGGUUUACCAAGCUGAGAAGUCUUUAAAAAUAAGAAAAAGGCAUGUAGCUAAACAAUGUUCUUCUUUGUUUUCAUCAUAAAGUUCAUCAGCAGAAUGGAAGAUCCUUAAGAACCCUAAAGUUUCCACUUGUCUCCAAACCCUUAAAAUUAGAUUACCUGCAUAGAUGUAGCAUUUAUUCAUCAGAAGCCUUAUCUGAAUUGUUACAAAUUGUUACAAACAUGCAUUAACAUGAAUAGUUGGUCUUGUUGGGCUCCAACAAAUACAAGAACAUGUAUCAUUUUUAUUGGGCCUACAAAGUCCAUGAUAGUGAAGUGUACUUGCAUGAAUAAUGAACUAGCAUGCUUCCAUUCUUUCUGAGUAACACUCAGAAUAGCUACCCUGAAGCUUCUGGACUGGUCUCCAUUCAGUUAGAUGAGGGUGUACCAUUUGUGAUUCUACAAUGGCAUAUUUCUAAAGCAUAACAUGGUGCAAGAAAAAGUGAUGCUCUAGUUUCACAAAUUCAUUUUUCCAUUCAUCCAGUAAAUAUUUGAGUGCCUAUUCUAUGUGCUCUAGUCUUAAAACAAGAGAAUGAAAAUUUCUAGCCUACAUCCAUGUAAUUCUGUCAUAAAAGUGCUGAAUUUUUGUAAAUUCAUUUUUUCUGGACUUAGGUGUUAGUUUGACAAUAUGUGAAUGUGAUGAAUUCUAAAUGUAGUGGAUAAUAUGUUUAUGUAUGAUCUGUGUAUGUAUAUAUAUAUAUAUAUUUAAAUAUGCAUACACACAUAUAUAAUAUUUCCACAGCUGCAUAAAAAUACAAUUGUCACAUACAUAUGUACCAACUGGCUAAAUACUAUGCUCUCUGGUCUUAGAUAAUCUAUUUUCUUAGGUUAUUGUAUCUCUUGUCUUUGGCCUACUCAGGGAUUUUUAUUCCUUCCUUUGAAUAACUUAUCUUUUGGAGAUAUUUUUGUAUUAUUUAGAAAUGUUCCAAUUUUCCAAUUACACAGUGGUGUCUGUUAUCAGUGAAAGCUCUUUCAUCAAUGCUUGAGAUACUGUACACAGUGUUGCACAAGAUUUUCAUUUUUCUAUUGCAUAGAUUUUUUUAAAUUAAUGUAUGUAUUUUUCUCUUUCACAGUUGGUAUAUAUUAGGGCUUUCCCUGAUAGUGACUUAUGUAAUAAUUUGUGAAUUUUUUUUUACUAAGUAUCAUCAAGAUCUUACAAAGAGAGAAGAAAGUAAAAGGGUUAUUUAUAUGUUAGUGCCAACAUUGAAAGUAAAACAAUAAUAAUAACUUUGGGGAUAAAUUCGAAAAUCUACCUUAGAAAAACACAUGAAAUAAAUAGCUUUAUAUCCAAAGCUUGUCAUUUUUUAUUGUAAAUAUAAUAUAUACUCCUUUAAGAGAAUCAAACCAUAUAGAAUUAUAAAAUAUAAAUUCAUCUGCUCUACCCCAUCCCUCAUUUUCUAGGGGUGACCACUGUUAAUGUUUUGAUAUGUGUCCUUUCAGAAACUUUCUGCAAAUAUUCUAGUGUGUUUGUAUAUGUCCUUGUAUAUUAGUUUUAUACAAAUAGAACAGUAGUCUUAAUGUUCUGUGACUAUUUUUCAUUUUAUUAUAUAUUGGUAGACACCUUUUCAUAAGUGUUUAAGUAGAUUUACCUCAUUCUUUUAUAAAUUACUACAUAUUCCACCGUGGGACUAUACUUAAUGAGUCCCUAUUAAAUGGACAUUGAGAUUGUUUUUACUUCUCUAUUACAAAACAUCAGUGAAAAUUGUUUACAUAUAUUUUUAUCACUUAAUGCACACAUUUCCAUGACUUUUAAAGUUUGGUUUUUAUAAGAUAUUUCUAAUAAAAUGUUAAUGUGUUUUCAGAGGAUGAGAUCAUAGAGAUACUAUAUUUGAGAUCUUUUUCUUGGUGAAAAAGAAAGAUUAUGUAGGAGUGCAUGAGUUUUAAAGAAAACCAUCUUUUUGCAGGAUAAGUUUCCCCCUGCUUGAUUAGACAAAUAAAUAUGUGGCCAAAAAUUAUAAAGGAAAAUCCAUCUCAUUCCAGUAAAAAAAUGCAACAACACGUCUGUAAGAUAACGUGAGAAAGCUACAUUGAUAUUUGGAUUGUCUGGUUUUAAAAUUGGAGAUAUUUAAAGGAAAUAAGUAAACUGAUCAUCUUUAUCACAUUUUUUAAAACACUAUCCAUGUUCUUGCAUGUUGCACCACAAAGGAACUUAAUUAUGCCAUUGUGAAAAAUAGGAACCAAUUUGUUGGCAAUUACGAAUGACCACAAUUAUACAUAAAAAAAUAUAUUUGACUAUAUGAAGGUUUAGUAGUUUGUUAGAAUGCUUAUAAAUUCGGGAUAACAUGAACCAUCCAUUUUACAAUGAAUCCCAGAAGUCUCCUAAAACCUUUUGUAUGUGGAGCUAAGAAGAGGAGAAGGGUCAGACCUUUUGGUGCAAGCAACAGCUUGUGGCCACCACCUUGGUUUUCUGAUAGGUGGUAUUUAUCCUAAAAGUCGGACAGACACAAAAACAAUCAAAGAUAACUAAACCCAAUUAGAUCACAACCUGUUCUCUCUCUCUGCUGUGGGUUCAGGAUUCUGUGGUGCCUGUCCUAUGCACCCAAUCUCUUGAGUCCCAAGACCCCAGCUGAGCCUUUAUCAUCAAUCCUACCACCCAAAUACAUGGCUUCUGGCUCCGCUAAAACACCAUCAAACCACUGUAAUCUCAUCCAGUCUCAUUUUUCUCCACUCCUUCACGCAAAAGAGGGGGAGAACAGGAAAGCUGAAAAGCUCACUCUGGCAUCAGCAUACCUUCCUGAGCUUUGUCUAGUUAAAGUGCAUCUGCCAAGACAUCGGUCCAGCUUCUCCCUUGUUAAACAUUGCAGUUGUUUUUAAUACUAGAUUUUAUGCUGCCUGUUAAAUUUAUAAUUAUAGAAAGAGCUAGUGGCCUAAAUAAGAUUAAUUGGUAUGCUUCAUUAAGCACAAAAUUUUUUUUUACAAAUCAUGCCAACUGCCAUUUUGUUUUUUAAUGUUAUUAGCAAGCUGCACAUCUGCCUUAAUGUGAGUCUUCGCAUUGGAUUGCAUGCUUAUCUUUUCAUGUUUGUAGCUGAAAUCUAUCCCAACCACUGAAAAUAAUUUUUCUUGUGGUCAGCCUUAUUGUUUUGUGUUAAUGUCAAUUAUAAACAUAGCCUUAAAGUUCAAUAAUGCACUUUAAAAUACGUGUGCCAUUUAAGUAACUUGACAGAAUUAAAGAGAGGGUUACAUAUAUUUUGAUGGAGACAGUAGAAUAACAGUGUCAGUAAAUGUAUGUCACCUCUUUAAAUUUGGGGGUGGGAAUCAGAGCUGAAAAUUUGAAACAAGUAGAACAUACCUGUAAAAAAAUAAAAGUUUCUAGAAUUAUAGCAAUUCUAAAAAUUGGCGCCAGGAGUUCAAACAUAGCAAGUAAUUAAUAAAUGUCACCUAAUAACCUAGCUGCGAUGUUUGUUUAAAAUGUUAAUUUCCACAGCAUUUUAACUACAUUUUCAUUUUUCGUGAAAUCUGUAAAAUAAAUUCCACUGAAGAGAACAUAGUAAAUGAAAACUAUCACCCAUAGUCAGCUCGAGCAUUAUUAUUUUUAAAUUCUUAUAUUUUAAUUAUGAUCUUUUCUUCCUUUUGUGAAAAAUAAGUUACAAAAUCCCAUUUUUAAUAUGUACACCUAUAAUUAUGUAGUUAAAGUAAAAUAACUUUAGAGAAGCAUACAUACAUGGUCUGAACAAAUCAGAGUUCCGAAAUUUGGGAAGUAUUAGGAUUGUGAAAUGCUACCUUUUCAAUGCAAACCAGUGAUGCAGACCUUUAAAGAAGAAAUGAGGUGGAACUCCUUUGUAACUCUGGUUUUGAGGACAGGGCUAAUACUCGUUUCGUAGCCAGCUGUGGGAUGUAGGUCUUGUGCUGCACAUCACUGUUCUGAGAGUAGUCUGUUAGCAGACUUUAUCCAAAUCCAAGAAGCAGAGAGUCACAUAGUGUGAGACUUGUAAUUGUCUGUUUAGAGCAUUAGCUGAAGCCUUCAUAUAUCAUAUAUGUUAUAGAUUUUCAUAUAUAGUGCCAAUUUUAGAAGUAUGUAAUUAUGUGUCUCAUGAACUAUAUAUAUAUGUAUAUCUAUGUGUGUGUAUAUAUGUAUAUACACAUAUAUAUACAUAUUUUUGGCUGAAAUAGUAACUUUUGAGAAUAACAAUACGACUUAAAAGGCAAAAAUUUUUUUAAUACACAAAAUAUUGCCACUGCCCUUUUUUUGCCACUUUCUUUUAGCUUCUAAAAGAAAUGUCAUUAGUUAUAUUCAACUCUGCAUCACUUAGAUUAUACAAACUUAUUGGCAUAGAAAAUACUUUUGUUUUCAAGUUUAUCUACCCUUUUUGUCACUCUGUCUUAUCUAAUAUUAAAUGAUUUUCUUCCCUGUUUUUGAAGUGAUGCUCACAUCUUUCAACAAGCUCCUGUUUUCUUUAUAUUUCCUUGUUAUGUUCUUUUUUCCCUUUUCUGUCCCUUAUCCAUCUUUGCCAACUGUGAGAUAAAUUCUGUCUCAUCAUUAACUCCUUUGACUAAUGAAAUGAAAUUCAAAUACUGGAAGGACUCCAUAAUUUGGCUCUGGUAGUGAGAUAAUUUACCUUGGCUUACUUUGUAAAUUGAAAUGUCUGAGGAGAACCUGGAACACUGACCCUCUUCUUGAUAGGAGUUGAAGAAACCCUGCCCAGCCUCUCUGACAAGAAAUAAAAUGAACAAGAAGAUGUCAGUUGGAUCAGAGAGCCUAAUAACACUCUAAAGCCAAGCUUCAGAAAUUGCUUCAUGAAUAUUGUAAAAUCAGUGUUGUGUUUGCAUAUUAACUGGACAGAAAUCACGUGUGGAUAUUCAUCCAACCUGACCCCAAGCCAUUCAUGAUUCAUCCAAAAUGGCCAGAGGUCUGGUUUGGGGUCUUUGUGUCGACAAAAAGUCCUACAGCUUGGACUUGGGGCUGGAUUUAUGUAGUAUAGCAUUUGUAUAUAAGAUCUGAUGAUGGAUUCAUACUCUAUGAACAUUAUUAGACAUUUUGAUACUAUAAAGUAGAUAACAUUGACUAUAACUGAUACUAGCCUUCUAGAGAAACCAUUUGUUAUUUGCAAAUGCUCAACAUUUUCAGUGAUAUGGUUUAGGUAUAAGUAACACUCAAGAUAUAUUUAGCGUAGGUUUAGUAUAUGAUAUGAAAAAGUCCAAGAGAGAGUCAAACUUGGGUGUUAAAGGGCCCCAGAAAUUGCUGAAAUAAUGUCAUUUCAGAUUUUUCCUUAUAGCUGACAAACUGUGUCAUUGGUCAUCUGUUCUCUGCCAAGUUGUUAGGUGUUCACCUCAUGCCCUGGGGUGGGAAAGAGUCUCAGUAAUCCAGCCAAAUUCUUAAAAAUAAUAUUUGUCAUUGAAAUGUUACUUCCUCUCUUUCAAAAUAUACUUUUACUGCUUCUUUCAAGUAAAUACUUCUAAAUAUUUUAUAUAAUAUAUUUGAAUACUUUUAGUUUGUAGAAAAUUAGCAUGCUUUAUAAAGAAAAUUCUAGAUAAAGUGUCAUGAGUUUUUAAUCAGCUGACUGUACACCCUUUUCCUAAAGCCCUUUUGCUUCCAGUUCCAUAGGGCAAAGCUUAGUUUUGUUAUUUGAUCAUUUUCAUCAUAAUUAAAAUUCUUCAUAUGUCAUUGAAAAGAGGAGACCAACCUUAUAUUUCUUAUGACACCUAGAACAGUAAUUGGUUUAUAUAUAUACAUUGCCAUUUACCUUGACAAGAACAAUUUAUUACAGAUUCUUAAUGUAAAAAAUUAAUUGACAAUCUUGUUGCUUAUGAAAACAACUAUUAAUAAGUAGUAAUUCUGAGAGAUGAUAAAUACUUUUGUAUAGAAGGAACACAAAAAUGGUGGCAUUCAAAUGUUGUUAUGUUAGCACAUUAAGAAGCCACAAGAGUUAUCGUUGUUUUGUAUCUACUGUAAAAUUGAGUAUGUUACAUUCAUGAAACAAACAUAUUUAAAGAUGUAUACUUAUUGACAAACUAUGGGACAAUUAAAUUAUUCACAUUCUUUUUUUUCACAAAGUACAAAAUGCUAACAAGAAAUAAUUUGAAUAUUUAAUCUGUUGUUACCAUAUAUUCAGAAAUGACAGUUCUAGGGAAUAAUUUUCAUGUCCUAUCUGAAUUAUCAGAAUAUAUCCCAUUUUAAUUAUAUUCUCAUGAACAAUGGCAAAGGAGAAUUUCUUAAUUUUAAAAUGAAUGACUCUCACUGGUCUGUACCUUAUCUUGUCCAUCAUUUCAUUAUAUUAUAUGAUUUUUGCUGUCUGUAAAAUUCAUAGCCAAUUCCAAGUAACAUAAAUUAUACUAUUUCUCAUGUGUAAAAUGAGCCUAGCUGAGAAGAGACUUUCUUUUUCAGUGAUAUUGGAAAAUAUUUAUGUGAUUUUAUUUUUAACUUUUUCUACAUUUCAUUAGUCAUAUUAUUAACUUUGCUAAUCAGAAAACUAUGUGGAGGUAACUAUUUUAGAUAUAUUUUGAAAAAGAGGCAAUAGAAAUAAAAUGAGAAAAUAGAUGAUAUUAAAAAAUCCCUGAAAGAAAAUUGGAAAGGAAAACAACGAAUUCCACUGAGAUGACAAUGUUGGGAAAUAAGGAGUAUCCAAGACCUUAAUUUGUUACAUUGCUAGAGCAAUCAACUUAUUUCCAAAUGAUUGUCUCAUGCUGUUGGUUCCAUGGAUUGUGCUUCUAGUAUAAUAUAUAAUUUCCCCUACCAUUUUAGUGUUUAGACAUUAAUAACUAAAAAGAAAGGAAGGAAUUGGUUAAUAAAAGCCAGGAAAACUGGGUUUAUUCCCAUUUUCCAAUGGCACUAAUGUAUACUUCCUCAACCGUCCAUAUGGUGCUUUGUGUGAUGAGAGAAUGUAACAUUUAUAUAUGUUAUUAGUGCCUUAUUUUUUUCACUUGACUUUAUUUCUUACCUAAGAGCCAUAUAUUUUGUGUGUGUGUUCCUUGGUCCCUGUAUUUAACGUGCUGAUGACAAAGUGUAUCUUUAGUGGUGGAAAUAGGCUACAUUUGCUACCUUAACCCACUGUAUUAUCUCUAGAGCAGCAGGUUAGACAAUAUACUUUUCUUAAAUUCAGUGUUUCUUUUAAGGCUAAGGUGUAAAAAAAAAGGAUAUUAAAUGUCAUAAUUUAAAGUCAUUAUUAUUGAAAUUAAUUUUAAGGUGCAAAGAAGAAUGCUGAUUAUUAAAUUUUUAAAUGGAAGUUGGAAUGGCUGUCGGUCUUUAGAGCUCCAGUUAGGGAAAAAAAAGUACUUUACAUAAAGCAUUAAAAAUAAAAGUAAAUAUGGAACUUCAGGAAUUUGGUCAGUUUGCUACAACUUGUCUUUGACAAUGUGUUAUUUGUAAUCGAUUUCCAUGCAUGUUUGCUAUUUACAUAAAAUUAUUCACAGUGGGCUUUACUGAUAUCAAGAUAUUCUGUAUAAUGUUAUUUUGCUCUUCCUGGUCUUUGCCUUUGUGUUAGCUUUAUACAAAAAGCUGGUUUUGUUGUAUUCUUUAUGUACCAUAGUAUAUAAUUCAGCUUUUCCUGAUGAAUGUAUGACAAAUAAUUAAAAUAAAUCAUGUGCUUGGAAAAGACAAAGACACAGAUUGUAUAUGAAAAUACAUGUACAGAUUUGACAAAGAAAAAAAGAGGAAAAGACUCUUCCUGCCAUCAGAUGUGUCCUGCUGGACAGGACAUGGAAAUUAACAGAUUUUUUUUUUAAGCAGUAAAAUUUAAAAAUCUAUUACCUCAAGAAUUUUCAGUGGAAACGUGUCAGUGUACGGCCCCUUGUUAGCAAAUUCAAUCUCGCUGCUGGCGGUUAAAAACAACCCAAGUGUCAGAUCACACAAACUGUAGGGCAGAUCUUUCAAAAGAUGGAUACCUUGUGAUAUUCUGGAGUCUGACUUUGGACUUUUGGUAAUGUCCCUAUGGCCUUUUGUUGUGGUUCGGCUUUCUUUUUUGUUGGUUUUGGUUUGUUGUAUUAGAAUGGAAGCGUAAUCUUAAUUAUGAGAUCAGAUCUCACAGAAGGACAUAACGACACUCACUCUACGUGGAUGAAAACUGUAUUGGGAAUCAACUAUUUUUAUUGUCACUCUGCGAGCGGUUGUGUGGAUUCCUGCGGAGUGCUGUUUACUCGCAUGACGUGUAUGAUACGUCAUGCCACGUCAUCUAGCAGCGCCUAAUAAAAGUUUAAGAGAGAA
Molecule: messenger RNA, 10324 nt
Organism: Suricata suricatta (meerkat)
Lineage: Eukaryota; Metazoa; Chordata; Mammalia; Carnivora; Herpestidae
Gene: RNF217
Product: ring finger protein 217
Exons: 5
Coding region: 1-753 (250 amino acids)
Biological process (GO): ubiquitin-dependent protein catabolic process; positive regulation of proteasomal ubiquitin-dependent protein catabolic process; protein polyubiquitination
Cellular component (GO): cytoplasm; ubiquitin ligase complex
Molecular function (GO): ubiquitin conjugating enzyme binding; zinc ion binding; ubiquitin protein ligase activity
Source: RefSeq, a predicted model, not a curated record